Spea bombifrons (plains spadefoot toad) is the source of this 4078-nucleotide messenger RNA. It is a transcript of the gene ESYT1, whose product is annotated as extended synaptotagmin 1. Gene Ontology annotation, molecular function: lipid binding. Bases 55 to 3273 code for a protein of 1072 amino acids. The record is from RefSeq and is a predicted model, not a curated record. Gene Ontology annotation, biological process: lipid transport. The transcript is spliced from 31 exons. Lineage: Eukaryota; Metazoa; Chordata; Amphibia; Anura; Pelobatidae.
AAAGCGGCAUUUUACCAUAAAGUAGCAUUCAUUUGAAGACCAAUUACCCUGACCAUGCCAGGGACAGAAGAGGUCCACUCCCCCCCCUCCACUGCCACUGGCUCCGAUUUAGUAGCCAGCUUGUUGACUGUGGGUCGGACCCUGCUGCUCCUUUUGCCAGUAUACUUAUGUGGCUACCUGGGGAUGAGUAUAGUCUUUGUGAUCCUUGGUCUGGUGGUGUACUUGGGCUGGAAGGCUACCCGAGAAAGUAAAAGGAUCAGUCUCAAGUCUGCGUUUGAAGCUUUACAGAAUGAAGAAGCCAUCAUGGCUAGCAGGAUAUUUAUGACCAAGAGAGAAUUACCAUCCUGGGUCACGUUCCCUGAUAUAGAGAAAGCUGAAUGGCUAAACAAGUUUCUGUCACAAAUGUGGCCAUUUAUUGGCCAGUACUUGGAAAAGCUGCUAACAGAUACUAUAGCCCCUGCAGUCCGCUCAUCAAAUACUCACCUGUCAACCUUCUACUUCACCAAAAUCAACGUUGGAGAGAAGGCGCCAAAGGUGAUCGGCGUGAAAGCUCACACUGAACAAGGCAAGAAUCAGAUAAUCCUGGACCUGCAUCUCAGUUACGUUGGCGACAUGGAAAUCGAUGUAGAAAUAAAGAAAUAUUUUUGUAAAGCUGGAGUUAAAGGGGUGCAGUUACAUGGAAUGCUGCGUGUUAUUUUGGAACCACUAAUUGGCGAUAUUCCUAUCAUUGGCGCAAUAACGAUAUUCUUCAUCCGACGGCCGAUGUUGGACUUAAACUGGACUGGGCUCACAAACCUGCUUGAUAUCCCUGGACUCAAUACCAUGUCGGACACCAUGAUCAUGGACCUGAUUUCUGGGUACUUGGUGCUGCCAAAUCGCCUGGCUAUUCCUUUAGCAAAGGACCUUCACAUGGCAGAGCUGCGUGCCCCCUUACCAAGGGGCAUUGUUCGUAUCCAUCUGUUGAGAGCCCGGGAUCUAAGUGCAAAGGACUUCAAGGUGAAGGGCUUGAUUGCCGGGAAGUCAGAUCCUUAUGCUAUUGUUCGCGUGGGGACUCAGGUGUUCACCAGCCGGAUUAUUAAUGAGAAUCUUAAUCCUGUCUGGAAUGAGAUGUAUGAGGCCAUCGUACAUGAGGUGCCUGGCCAGGAGCUGGAGGUGGAGCUGUUUGAUAAAGACCCCGAUCAGGAUGACUUCCUGGGCAGGAUGAAGUUAGACCUGGGUGAAGUGAAGAAAGCUGGUAUUCUUGACAAGUGGUUCACUGUUACUAACACAAAGACAGGCCAGGUACACCUCCGACUCGAGUGGCUCACUCUUAUGUCUAAUGCUUCGCAACUUGAGCAGAUCAUGAAGAUUAACAAAGAGAUUUCUUCGAAAACAACAGGAGAACCAUCUGCAGCCAUCUUGAUCAUUUACCUGGAUAGAGCACAAGACCUACCUCUCAAGAAGGCAAUGAAGGAACCAAACCCAAUGGUGCAGCUGUCCAUACAAGACAUGACCCAGGAGAGCAAGACUGUACACAAUACCAGCUCUCCUGUUUGGGAAGAGCCUUUCCGCUUCUUCCUUCGUGACCCGAGUCUGCUUGACCUGGACAUACAGGUGAAAGAUGAUGACCGCCAGCACUCUUUGGGAUCGCUGACUCUACCGCUUGCUCGGGUACUUUGUGCCGAUCAUCUGACGUUAGACCAGUGGUUUCAACUGGAGAACUCGGGAUCCAGAAGCAGAAUCUACUUGAAACUUGUCAUGCGGAUCCUGCAUCUGGACCCAUCGUAUGUCCCUGUGAUAACAGAGUCCGAGAGCCCUGGGGCUGAAGAGGCUGCAGUUGGAUCCAGUGUGGAUAUGCCUCCGAGACCCGAAAAAACCAGUCCCCCGGAGAAGUUUGCUACGGAGAGCUUGCUUCGUGUGUUCGUGCUUGAAGCAGAGAACCUGAUUGCCAAGGAUAACUUCAUGGGCGGCAUGAUAAAGGGAAAGUCCGACCCGUAUACCGUGAUACGAGCAGGAGGAAAAUCUGUGCGCACCAAGGUGGUGAAGGAGAAUUUGAACCCCCGCUGGGAGCAAGCGUUUGAGGUAUUGGUCACAGACAUUCCAGGACAGGACAUUGAAUUUAGUGUGUUUGAUAAAGAUAUUGACUCGGACGACUCCUUGGGAAGCUGCAAAGUCAACGUGAAGAACAUUCUGAAAAUGAAAACAAUCGAUGAGUGGCUGCCCUUGCAGGAAGUAAAAUCUGGGAGGCUUCAUGUCCGAAUUGAGUGUUUAUCUCUUCUCAUGGACGCUGCGCAGCUGGAACAGGUGCUGAUGAUAAACAGCCUAACCCAGCCGGCUAACAGCGAGGAGUUCUCUGCAGCCAUCCUCUUUGUCUAUCUGGAACGAGCCAGUGAUCUGCCGAUGCGGAAAGGUACACAAUCUCCUGCAGCAAGUGCGGAGUUAACUGUGAAGAAAGUCACUUACAAGACCAAGACAGCUUCGAAGAACACGUCUCCUGUGUGGGACGAAAGCUUUAUAUUCCUGAUCAAGAACCCUGCUAGCGAAACUCUACAGCUCCAGGUCCGUGAUGAGUCUCAAAAUUCUCUGGGGUCGCUUACAAUGCCAGUUUCUGAUCUCCUGACUGCCGACUGCCUAACUCUUGACAAAUGGUUUAAGCUGAGUUCAUCUGGACCUCACUGUCAGGUUCUCAUGAGACUGCAGAUGAGGAUUCUGUCCUCUCCAAAUGUCAGUCCAGAACUCCAGGCCCUCAGCCUUGCCUCUGGUGAUCCACAAAGACCCCCAAGUCCUGAAAACACGUCUGACUUUUUGCCUGCAGCGGGAGACAGCGACCCUGCUAUUUCUUCCACCCAAGGGGAUCUCCGACAGAGACUGCCUUACACAAAUAGUGAUCCCAAUUCCACGGAUUCUCCCUUGGGACAGCUUCGUGUGACGGUAUACUACCCUGCUAAAGAGGGCAGGCUUGUGGCAGUGAUUCACAGCUGCAGAAACCUGAGCCUUUCAUCCCGGGAGCCUCCUGAUCCUUACCUGUCAAUGGUUUUGCAACCAGACAAGACCCGUACAACGAAACGCAAAACCAGUGUGAGAAAAAGGACCAGCAACCCAGAAUUUAAUGAAAAGGUUGAAUGGGAGAUGUCAAUUGAAGAGGCAUCAAAGAGGAAGCUGGAAAUAUCUGUGAAAAACAGUGUGUCCUUUAUGUCUAGUAAAAAGGAGCUGCUCGGGAAGGUUUCUAUAGACCUUUCCCAAGUGGAUCUUUCAAAAGGACAGAGUCAAUGGUACGACCUGAAGGAUGAAUAAACCAAGCACCUUACAUGAGAAUGCUUUAUUUUGUGACCAAGCUCUUUGUUCCUGGCAACGCUAUUAGCUGCAUCCUGCGUCCCCUUCCGUCCGGUCCAACGUUCUGAAAACCGAGCUUAACACGGGAUGGCUAUUAAAUAUAAUAGAAGUGUAAAUCUGCAGCUGCCCCCAAUGGAGACUCUUAAUUAAAAACAGCGAGGCAAUUUGUGGGACCUGCCCUUUCGCCUUAACACGUAGUGUAACCUGCUGUAUUACCAGCAGGGGGAUUACCGGUUGUCAGAAUGAGUGCUCCAUGUAAAGACAAUAAUGCGAGUGUGUGUGAAUGUCUAAUGCCCCAUGUGUACUGUUAUUUAUAAAAUAAUUGCUUAAAGUGUAAGAGCAGGGCACAUUUGAUGCUAUGAAAACUUCACCAUGCCAAAGUACAUCAUACCACCUCAUUCUAAUGUAAUCCUUUUUAGAACACAUGCUGUGCAACACUGUGAGUUGAGUUUGUUGUGCAUCCUUUCUGAGGUGAAAUAAUCGAUAAACACUCCAGCAUACUUUUAAGUGGAUAUUGGAGUUCGUUUUGCAUGGACCCAACAUGUUUGCAUGAAAAUAAGUGCAUUUCUUUUUGACCCCCAUCUCAUCCCCUACCCCACAUUGUAGCUCUUACUUUAAUCAAGGCGUGUGCUUAAGGCUGUUUCCGACACAUGCACUGCAGCGUCUGUGCUAAAGUCAGUGGAAGCUCAGCUCCCAUAUUUGUUCAGCUCCCUUUGACACCCCUGUGUUCAGUAGAAGCUAAACAUAAAAUAAAAUACAAAAAAAC